This is a messenger RNA of Anarrhichthys ocellatus (wolf-eel), 3915 nucleotides long. It is a transcript of the gene fam204a, whose product is annotated as family with sequence similarity 204 member A. NCBI's taxonomy places the organism in Eukaryota, Metazoa, Chordata, Actinopteri, Perciformes, Anarhichadidae. The record is from RefSeq and is a predicted model, not a curated record. The coding region runs from base 124 to 822 and encodes 232 amino acids. The transcript is spliced from 7 exons.
CCGGAAAUGAGAGCCUGCUCCAGCAGCCGCUGUCAAAAUCCAUAAUUGACCCAUUUCUGACCGUUUUUAGUCCAUCCAAACGGUACAUUAACGUAUAAUCUGACCGUAAUCUACUGACUCGGAAUGUACAACGGACUCUUGCCCAAAGGCUUAACCGAAGACGACCUCAGUCCAGAUGACGAGGAGGAUGCUGUUGAGGAGAAGAGGGAGGGAGACAAGUGUGAGGGCUCUGCAGAAAAGUUGAUCUCUGCCGGGGAAAACACAACAGCAUCGGCGGUGGAGGCACAGUCGACUCACACCGCCAGUGAUUCCAGCAGUAUGCCUGGUAUAUCCCAGGAAAUGUGGCAAAAAUUCCAGGAUCUACGGAAGAAGAAUGACGAGAUGAAGACAAUAAAAGACCCCAGACGAAGAAAAAAAAGAAGACGACAUAAGAAAGGAACAGAGAGGGAGGAACCCACAGAGACAAGAGAGCGUCAGGAGGAGCGGGAGAAGCACUGGGAUGAUCUCAAGCAGCACUUUGGUGUAAACGAUCGAUUUCAUCCCCCCGCAUGUUCCAAACCUCCUCCGCAGUCCGGCCUAGAAACGAGCAUAGAGGCGGCCAUAGCUGAAGGGGACAUUGCAAAGGCGGAGGAGAUGAGCGACAGACUCGCCACUCGAGAGCUGGCCGUGAAAAUCGCUCAAGCCGCUGAUUGCCGUGACUUCGUGCGACACAAACAGGAAGAGGAAGCUUUGAGGGCAGCACAGAAAAGGAAGGACCAAAUACCCUGGGGGUUUGAGGCUAAGAGGCGAUGGGAAACCAAAAGCAACAUGGGCUUCAUGUGACAAACACGGAGAACGACUGCUGUUCAGCUUUGUUUUUUAAGUUAAUUUGAUAAAAGCAGUGUUUUUUUUUUGUUUUUUUAAUGGUGAACUGAUCCCGUUUCUUUUUAUUCUCUUUGUAUAUUUUGAAGACUUGAGUGUGGGGGGGGGUAAGUCACGCAGUUGACUGAGGAAAAACCAAUCCAGAGGGUACAAGAGAGAGAGAGAAAAUUAUGGAGCAUUCAAAUUAAUUUCUAAGGCACCCAUUGGUGUCUGCAUUGUGUUAUUUUUCAUUACAUUUCAGUGAUUUGAGUGUUCUGCCCCCCCCCCCCCAAAAUUAAAUCUGGUGUACAUUACUGGAUGAUGCGUUUAUUUAUUGCUGUAAAGUGGGUUAAUCAUGAAGGCGCUCCUUUUCUUCUUCCGAGGGAGAGAAAGGAAAGAUUAGGGCCCUAAUGCAAUGUACAGGAUAAUGUGCGAUAGGAUUUGGGAGAAGAAAAUGAAAUUUGGCUGCUGUAAACAGUGUGUGAGCAGUUGUAAACUGGAAGUUGAGUGAACGUUUUGGGCGGGGAGAGAGGGAGGGGGGGGGCGAGACAUGAAACAGAGGCUUUGCUGUUGGCCCUCACCCAUGUUGGGAGACGAGCUAUUGUUUCUCAGCCCGAACAACAUCCCCGAGCCUACACUCGCUGCUCAUUGAGCGAUGAGCUCUUCAGCAUCUGUAAACUCCUCGAUUCCUCUCGCCGUCACUUUGAUCUUUUCCGAUCUUGCAGCGGUUGCCUCCGCAGCCGCUCGCGCUUCAUCCAGAUUCCAGGAAGUGUUAAUGGCAAACAGCAUGCAAAACAUGCACGAGCAUGAUAAUUACUUUUAUUCAUAAUGCCUGCUUCUAUGUUUUUUUUGUGUGUUUUUUCCCCCACAACCAUAGAAAAUGAUUGCUCUGCUUCAAGGUAAUGAGAAUUAAAAUUAAUCCCACCUAAGUUGUUUGCAUUGCACAUUUUGGGCAUUUUGUCCCCUGGUGAGGAGCAGCGUAGCUUUGCUGUGUAGGCUGAAACAAUGAACUAAACAUCAGAAAUAAAAGUUUGUGGGCAAUUCAUGACACAAUGAACUGAGCUGAACAAAGCUAGAUAUGACAAGAGCUCGCAAAACAAAUGCUGAAAUCUAAAAAACAAAAACAAAAGCCAUCUUUUCCAUCAUUUCACAUCCAAAGCGACUCACAUGACUGUGUGUCUGAGCGGCUGAGAAUUGGUGCUAAUUAAACUAUUAAUUAUCUCUGUAAUGAGACGCCAGUUAAAACUGCGUUAAGCACAUCAAAGGACAACGUGGGAUUUCUUCACUUUGAUGACUGCUAUGAAAAAUAUAUCUUGACUGAGGAGUGAGGGAACAUCAGAGAUGCUUCAUUAACGGGACAGAAAGUAGUCGAAUUUCAGAGCCUUCUGGAGCUUUGGGGUUUAUGAGUCCGUUUCUUCUUUCUUCUUCACAGGUGUGUAUUGCACAUUCGACAACUUAAGAACUUUUCAAGAAGGUUUUCUUCAGUGUUACAUUCAUCAUCUCAAUGAAAGAACAAAAAGCAUCUGAGAUGUAGAAGCCAUGUAGCCAUUAUUUUUCUUUUUUUUUUUUAAAGCUACUAGUUGUCGGCAAACAUGGUUGAGCGCCGCAUCGUAUCAAUAGCAUCUCACUUUAUUAAUCUCUCGGAACACAGGACGGUGCCCUGAGCAGAGAUGAUUCUGCUUUUAAGCUGGAAAAUCCACUUUCCCCUCAUCGUCGUGGUGAGUCUGUUCCUGGAGGCCCAUCUUAGCCCCCUGACCUGGGCUGAUUUGUUGUGAAACGCAGAGACACACUCCUUGGGCACAUGUCGAAGCCACUUCUAGGAAAAAUGUUUGUUGUGUGGUGUAAGGGGGGAAGAGAGUGUAAAAAAAACAACAACAAUCCCAUUAAAUGGUUGGAAAGCUGUUGUUGUAUGAAAGGGAACAUAUGUUGGUGGUAACGCAACAUCGGCACUAUCACUUGCUGCUAUCGCCGGCUAGAAGAGGAUUAACUCCAUCUCCGAGAUGCAGCUGAUAAAGACGAGCAACGCUGAAAACACACCUAACGGAGCGUGUACAUCAGACGUGGCAGUGUUGCUUUGUGGUGUUUUUAUUAUAACAUAAUAGCUGCUAUGGUGUGUUUUAUCCCAUAACUACUACUUGUUACACUUGCCAUCGUUACAUUUUCCACAUGUUAAUAAAGGUUUCAAUCCUUAUUUCAUUUAUAAAAUGUUUUACCUUCAUAAGGGUACCGUCGAUUUUCAAGGGAACGUACUUUUCAUGGAGGAUCUUUUCCGCUUGUUCCCAUCGGGAAACUAGUGUACGGUGGCUCUGAGGGGCAAAACACAACCGCAUUAGAUUCAACUUCUUAAAAAAAACAAUGAACACGUUUCACAGAAAACACUGACAAAUUAUUUAGACAAACGGAACAUUUACGAAAACACAUUUUCGAAAACUAUUUAGUUUUUUUUUAACAUACUCAACCACAUCAUUAAAUGUUUCAUUACCAACAUCAUUGCAAAAAAUAUGUCGUGUUUGAAGUGUUCUUGUCAAUGUUGUUGUGUUUUGCAUCUCUAGGCCACCGUAGAAAUGUCACUUUCCAUAUGUGAUGUCGUGUAAGUCACGAGCCCAUCUCAGUACACAAGGUAUAUUUGAAUUCCUCUCAAACCAACGCAUCGCAUGAGCGACAGGCAGUGUGGAUGUUGACAUAUUCCUCGGCUGAUUUAAUGACCUGUUUAAUUCUGGCACGUCUGCAGCCCCCUCAGAUGUUUCGCCAUUUUAAUUAGUGUAAUCGUUGCUCUUCAAAAAAGGCCACAGGGUUGUUUAAUGGGUCAUGUUUGUCAAGAUGCACAGAAUUAUAACACAAAAGAUAUGCCAUUUAGUCAGCGCGACAGUCUCCCAGUGAUUAUGGGUGUCACAAUUGAUAAUUAGAGGAAGGAGUGAUUCAUCUGAAAGCCAAAAUGAAGCUCUGUGGUGUGAGGAAAUUAGUUUGACAGUGUUUGGAUGAGCGGUGUUUACACUGCAGUGCGGCGGUGUGGGAACACUUUACCACUCCGGUGUUAACUGAAGCAACGUGCACGCACUCGCUGCUGUUUCUGGA